UGUCACCAGUUAAGAAUGGAAGUGCGUGGUCCUCGGAGGAAUCCCAGCUACCUCUCAGAUCUCUAUGAGAACAUGUUGAAGGCUGAAGGAGCAGCGGGACGAGGACAGCAGCAGCAGUCCCCAGCAGCCCAUACGAGUAGCAGCAAGACUUUUCGGAGCAUUGUCUCAGCCAAGGAGAGCCCCCAGCCAAAUAAUCAUCCGAGCAGCACCUCCUCCAGCUGUGACCCAACCCUGCGGCCCAUCAUCCGCCGCCGAGCGAGGUCCCUGCCCACAUCACCCGAGAGGAGGAAGAGACUGCAGUGUCAGGAGCCCGGCUGCCAGAGCCGCAUGAACCGGGUCAGGUUUGCUGAUGCUUUAGGCUUGGAGCUCACUGAAGUGAAAGUCUUCCAGGCUGGGGAGGAUCCAUCCAUUCCUUUGCAUGUCCUUUCCAGGCUCUCCAUAAACUCAGACCUCUGGUACAGCAACUUGAACUUGGAGUUUACUAUGCACUGCUUGGUCCCUGACUUCCAGCAGCCUGCAGACUGUCUGGAUUUCGCAUCCCGACUCCAGGAGCAGCAGGUGUGUCUGGAACGGGUGACCAGCUCAGAUCUGGGGCUCAGUGGCACCAUCCAGGUUCGGAAUGUUGCUUUUGAGAAGCAGGUGUCCGUGCGCUACACCUUCAACCAGUGGGAAAGCAUCCACGAGGUGUGUGCUCGUUGGCACUGCAGCAUCCCAGAGAAAAACGGGCAAGAGCAGGUUGAUGUGUUCACUUUCUUUCUUCCUGUGCCUCCUUUCCUCCUUCAGCUGAGCACUUUCAUCCAGUUUGCGGCAAGGUACCAAGUCAACGGCCAGGAGUACUGGGAUAACAACAGAGGCAAGAACUACACCCUCAGCUGCCGGACUCACCCCCUGAAGCUGCCGAGGGAAUGUGAGGAGAGCUGGAUCCACUUCAUCUGA
This is a messenger RNA of Cinclus cinclus, 936 nucleotides long. It is a transcript of the gene PPP1R3D, whose product is annotated as protein phosphatase 1 regulatory subunit 3D. Gene Ontology annotation, biological process: regulation of glycogen biosynthetic process. Gene Ontology annotation, cellular component: protein phosphatase type 1 complex. The record is from RefSeq and is a predicted model, not a curated record. The coding region runs from base 16 to 936 and encodes 306 amino acids. NCBI's taxonomy places the organism in Eukaryota, Metazoa, Chordata, Aves, Passeriformes, Cinclidae. Gene Ontology annotation, molecular function: glycogen binding; protein phosphatase 1 binding. The transcript has a single exon.